Lactuca virosa is the source of this 639-nucleotide messenger RNA. The record is from the annotation of a GenBank genome assembly. Lineage: Eukaryota; Viridiplantae; Streptophyta; Magnoliopsida; Asterales; Asteraceae.
AUGAAGCACAUGAAGCCGCCCUUCAUGAAGCACCGGAAAGCAGCCGAAUUACAAACCGGACAAUUACCCCUACUAUUGGACCAAAUUCGAAGAUUAACUGAAACGGAAACAUCGUCGUAUACACAGUUCAUAAUGUGGUCAUGGAGUGGAUCCAGAUAUUCUGGUUUGAAUUUCGUAUCCAUGAAUCAUGAUAACAUCAUUCAUGUGGUUAAGAAGAACCUCACAGCCAUUAUUUGGACCUGUAAAUGUGAGGAGUCUAUUUGUUUCAAGAGCUGUUACUGGCUCUAUUUCUUUGAUAACUUUCAUCUACUGAUAUUACCAUUGUCUCAAGCCAUGCUCUUGAGCUUUACAAUUCCAUUAAUAGCUUCAAUAUCUGAAGGAUUCAUUCUUCAUGAGAGUUUCAAACUUGCAGAAAUAGCAGGAAUUGCUUCAAGUUUCUUUGGUGUAAUCUUCAUCAGCAGAUCAAUGGUUAGCGUGCAAGGUACAGAAAUGACUAUAUUUUCCUUUGGUUUAGUCUCUACUCCUACUGCAGCAAUAUGCAUGAUCACAUUUGAAGAUUUUGUGUUGCCUAGCUUCUAUUCUUUCCUUCUUAUGAUUAUACUUUCCCGACUGGCGUUUGUUGUUGAGGUAGAAUUUUGA